CCAUCGCCAAACACCACACCCAUCAUGGACUCCGUUCUUCGCCAGUCCAAGGCCGUGUGCCCCUUCAUGAAGAAGGCCACGGCUUCCAGCCUCCGCGCCAUGACUACCGCCGCGCGCCCUGCCGCUUCUCCUUGCGGCGGCGCCAUUUCCAAGCUGCAGGUCCUCGCCCACCGCUGCCCCGUCAUGGGCAAGGCCAUGGCUGUUCAGUCUGCUCGCACUGGAGGCCGCGCCAGCGCUGCUCCUGCUUCCUUCGUUCACAAGGCCAAGUUGCACACCGGCCGUCCCCGUGAGGCGCAGGCUGUCGAGGGUGUCUUCACUGGCCAGAAGGCCGGUCUUCCUCCCCAUCCUCCCGUGAAGCCUACGACCGCUACCGCCGCGAACCCGUCGCCGGCUGCCUGCACUGUUUCGGGCAACUUUGGCACCAAGUUUAACUAUGAGAAGUUCUACGAGAACGAGCUGGAGAAGAAGCACAAGGACAAGUCGUACCGCUACUUCAACAACAUCAACCGCCUGGCCAAGGACUUCCCCCGUGCCCACAUGGCCACCAAGGAGGAGAAGGUCGCAGUUUGGUGCGCCAACGACUACCUCGGCAUGGGCCGCAACAAGCACGUCCUUGAGGCCAUGCACACCACCCUCGAUGAGUACGGCGCCGGUGCUGGUGGUACAAGAAACAUCUCGGGUCACAACAAACAUGCUGUCGAACUCGAAAAUAGUCUGGCUAAGCUCCAUGCCACGGAUGCUGCGCUUGUUUUCAGCUCGUGCUACGUCGCCAACGACGCGACGCUGGCUACCCUCGGUAGCAAACUCCCCGACUGUGUGAUUCUCUCCGACAGUCUUAACCACGCCUCCAUGAUCCAGGGUAUCCGUCACUCUGGCGCGAAGAAGAUUAUUUUCAAGCACAACGAUGUCGAGGAUCUAGAGAAGAAGCUGGCUGCCCUGCCGCUACAUGUUCCCAAGAUCAUCGCCUUCGAGUCAGUGUACAGCAUGUGCGGAUCCAUCGGUCCCAUUGAGAAGUUCUGCGACCUGGCGGAGAAGUACGGUGCCAUCACCUUUAACGAUGAAGUCCACGCCGUCGGCAUGUACGGCCCACACGGUGCUGGUGUCGCUGAGCACCUCGACUGGGAGGCCCACCAGCGCGGCGAGACCAAGGGAACCAUCGCCGACCGCAUCGACAUCUACUCGGGCACCCUCGGCAAGGCCUAUGGCUGCGUUGGUGGCUACAUUGCCGGCAGCGCCAAGCUGGUUGACACCAUCCGCUCGCUCGCCCCCGGCUUCAUCUUCACCACCACCCUCCCGCCCGCCGUCAUGGCCGGUGCCCGCGCCGCCAUCGAAUACCAGAUGAGCUACGACGGUGACCGCCGCCUCCAGCAGCUGCACACUCGCGCCGUCAAGGAGGCUCUCGCGGACCGUGAUAUCCCCGUCAUCCCCAACCCCAGCCACAUCAUCCCCAUCCUCGUCGGCAACGCCGAGCUGGCCAAGAAGGCCUCGGACAAGCUCCUCAACGACCACCAGAUCUACGUCCAGAGCAUCAACUACCCCACCGUUCCCGUCGGUCAGGAGCGUCUGCGCAUCACCCCUACCCCGGGCCACACCAAGCAGUUCCGUGACCACCUCGUCGCCGCUCUCGACUCCAUUUGGACCGAGCUCGGCAUCAAGCGCACCAGCGACUGGGCCGCCGAGGGCGGCUUCAUCGGCGUCGGCGAGGCCGAAGCCGAGCCCGUGGCUCCCCUCUGGACCGACGAGCAGCUUGGCAUCGCCGAUGCCGUCGCUGAGCUCCGCGCCCAGGCCUCCGACGAGAAGAAGGGUGUCAUCAACCAGCUUCUUGAGAGCGUUGCGCUCGAGCAGGAGCGUGAGGCGCUCAACGCUGCUGAGGAGGUUGCUGACGCUGCCAAGGCCGCUGCUGCUUCCGCUUAAGUUUUCUUUUCCUUUUUGAGGAAGAAGCUAUAAGCAAAGCAUCGUUGCUCCAGUGUGACGAGGUGAAACAAACAAGGGGAGCUCAACGGGCCCUUUUCUUUUCUUUUUCCUACCCUAAAAGGAAAGAAAAGCACCUCACGUUCCUUGGAGCGAGCGCGCGCGGCACGGUGGAGGAGUGGAGCAACGAUGUCAAAUUUGUCCUAUUUUAUUUUUAUUGGGAUCUAUUCAGGCGAUACCAACUUGCCUUUAUGUCCUCUCUACCACUAUACCAAUACCUUGGUCAUUUACAAUUCGUUCUGUUAUGCCUCUGGCGUACACCAUCUUGAAUAACAAAAUCAAAAGAUUUUUCUGGCUGGGACACCACAAAAGAUGGUGUCCCUAAGAACCCGAAUGGGUCAAACGCCGCUACACA
Molecule: messenger RNA, 2326 nt
Organism: Neurospora tetrasperma FGSC 2508
Lineage: Eukaryota; Fungi; Ascomycota; Sordariomycetes; Sordariales; Sordariaceae
Product: mitochondrial 5-aminolevulinate synthase
Exons: 2
Coding region: 25-1914 (629 amino acids)
Biological process (GO): heme biosynthetic process
Cellular component (GO): mitochondrion
Molecular function (GO): pyridoxal phosphate binding; 5-aminolevulinate synthase activity
Source: RefSeq, a predicted model, not a curated record